AUGGAUGAUAUUUUAUUGAAUAGAUAAAGACUGCAAGGAAUUAUAGACUACAAAAUUCGAAUUCAGGAUGAUAAUCAAAUUUACUAUUUUAUUCUAAAAAGAGAAAAACCUUCUAUUUUAUUUGAUAAUUAGAAUGCUUUUCAAGUAAAAUAAUAAUCUAAAGCAACUAUUAUUUUUAUUAUAUGUGCAAAGGGGUAGGAAAUAAAUGACUAAUUAUAAUAAGAUUAUGAAAAUUAAGAUGAAAAUUAUUGUUUUAAAGUUGCAUUCACCUUCUAAAAAUACACUCCGCAAAUAAAAAAAUUAUUAAUAAGAAUCGAUGGAAAAUAAAUAUGUUUAUAAAUCAUUUGUAUUUAAUGUGGAUAAAGUAUAAAAAGAUUAUUGCGUGUUUUGUACUAUUAAGGUAUAGAUGAAAUUGUUUUAUUCAAACUAAUUGGUGCUUGA
Messenger RNA from Tetrahymena thermophila SB210, 441 nucleotides. RefSeq lists its product as hypothetical. The transcript has a single exon. The record is from RefSeq and is a predicted model, not a curated record. NCBI's taxonomy places the organism in Eukaryota, Ciliophora, Oligohymenophorea, Hymenostomatida, Tetrahymenidae.